This is a messenger RNA of Trichoplax adhaerens, 588 nucleotides long. RefSeq lists its product as uncharacterized. Bases 1 to 588 code for a protein of 195 amino acids. Gene Ontology annotation, biological process: superoxide metabolic process. The record is from RefSeq and is a predicted model, not a curated record. Gene Ontology annotation, molecular function: metal ion binding; superoxide dismutase activity. The transcript has a single exon. NCBI's taxonomy places the organism in Eukaryota, Metazoa, Placozoa, Uniplacotomia, Trichoplacea, Trichoplacidae.
AUGAUAAAAGCUCUCCCCUUACCUUACGAUAAAAAUGAAUUAGAGCCAACCCUAUCUAAAAAUACUUUUGAUUAUCACUAUGAUAAGCACUAUCUAGGAUACGCUAAUAAACUUAGCGCUCUGGUCGAUGGAACAAAAUAUUACAACAUGCUUCUUGCAGAUAUUAUUAUUGAAUCAUAUAAAAAUAACGAUACUCCUAUUUACAAUAAUGCAGCUCAGGUUUGGAAUCAUAUUUUUUAUUGGAAAUCUAUAGGUAAGACACAAAAAUGCCCUACUAAAUUGAUUGAGUUGCUAAAUAGGGAUUUUGGCAGUUAUGAUACCUUUAUCGAAAAAUUUAUACAAGCUGGUGUUACUUUAUUUGGUAGUGGUUGGAUAUGGCUGGUUCAAGAUAAAGAAUCUAAAAAAUUAUCGAUACUGCAAACUAAAGAUGCAGAUAAUCCAUUAAUUCUAGAUAAAACUCCAAUACUAACAAUAGAUGUAUGGGAACAUGCAUAUUAUAUUGACUAUAAAAAUGAUAGAUUAAAAUAUCUUGAUCAAAUUAUAAAAAAUAAUAUCAAAUGGCUUUUUGCUGUAAGUAAUCUUAAUUAA